AGCGCACUUGCUUUCCAGUUCAACUUGGGUUCGAUUCAGGUAUGUUUAUUGAUUCUUCACAUUCACGUUCAAUAUGAAGUUCGCAAUCAUGUUUUAGUCUGUAGAGCAACUGACGGGAACGCUAGUGCACAGAAGCCCUUAGGAAUCAUCAGGAGCACAACACAUAAUCCCAUGCUCUACUUGAAUUACACAACGCGAUGACAACGCUAUUGCAGUGGUGCACACUGGAACCCCAGGGCAUUUCUGGCCUGGCGGCUGUACGGUUUCCUACGCCAGUCCGUGUCCAGACAAUUAGUAUCUUUCCCACAGAUGCUCGUCCAUUCUUGCUGAGCCCCGAUGUCGUCGCGCGGACGGAGCCUGAGGCUUUCUUCCUGGAGGUUUACUUCAAUGCACAUCCUACUGUCUCUCCUGACGGUAAGGAAAAGCCUAAACCGACCAAUGCCCUUGUCCCAACGGUCAUCGCGUAUGCUGGUGGACGGAUGAGCUUCUCUGUCAAUAUGAGCCGUGGGACCGCCACACGGCUGAUGAUCGUCAAAGGCGGGUUUGAAACGGUUUCAAUGGCCAUCUAUGGUGAAUUGGUUAAUGACGCGAUGUCCUUGCCGUCAACGUACACACCUAAGAAUAUCCUCCCCUCUGAGCCUCCACCGGUGGCAAAAGCGAUUGACCCGUCCAUGUCUCGAGAUCCUACCCAUCUUGCUCGUCAGCUACUGGCGCUGAUACCAAAUGCUCCGCCACUACCUCUUGUUAUUCAACUAAUGUUCUGCCUCAAACCUUCGAAUGAAGAUUGGGACUUGCCCGAAUUUCCCUUCCUUCAUCCCUCGCUAGAUCAGGAAAUCGCUACUUUUGACCUUGAACAGGCUGAUACGCUCACCACGAGGCCGGUCGCUGAAGACACCAAACCCGAACAGCUUGAGUACUUCGCCAAUCUUGUCGCAGGAGCUGUAGGCGACAAGGAUGACCGACAAGCCUAUAUUGUCGCCAACAUUUUGUCCAAUGUAGCGUCACAGAUGCCAGACAUGGCCAAGACUCUUCUCCAAGCCAUAGACCUGUCGGUGGUCUUCGAUGCUUAUAAUAUGGAUGAAGUCACGCUUUACAGGCUAACUGAUGCUGCAGCAAAUCCUGACAUCUCAAGACAUUUACAGACUGACUGGUUUCUAUCCGCCCUGGACGCUAUUACCAAAGACAUGAACAAUGACCGUGCGACACGUUCAGCAGCCAGACAUUUGCUGUCCCGAAUACAGGGUUCGGCCGUCGUAGAGGAUGCUCUCUCCAAUACACAAGGCGAUUUCUCUCGUGCCGCCGAGUACCUCGCGGACGCAAGCUCGCAGGAGGCCUCCUUCGGGGUAUGGCUCGCAUCGUUUGUCACGCACGAAGGCCUUGUGAAGAAGCUGAGCGAAAAUCCUAUUAUUCCGACUUCGACCCAGUAUCCGCCGCUACUUCUCAAGCGCAACAAGCCGCUGGUUUCACAUGAUGAAUUUGUAGCAUUCGUUCGAGCGUUCAUUGGAGUUGCUUGCGUACUUGCAGUGUAUGCUUGGGCUGACAGUCUUCCCGACCGGCAGUGCCGAGAACGCGUAUUGGGUAUAUUGCGAUUGUGGCAGGACGUCGAUGGUUACCGAGAGAUACUCAAUCACCUCUUGCUUCUCCGUCAAAUGAUAUUUCGAUUGGAAUGCAUGUUGGACAACGAUCUCCCCACCAAGGCGGGAGUUGAUGCUGAACAUAUUCUUGUCAAUCUCGCACAGAACCCUCAAUCUUUCCUCUGCAUUGACUACAUGAAGUGCAUCCUCUCAUUAGAACCGCCACACUCCUUCAUCACAUACGAUGAGAGGAUGUCCAUGCGGCGCGCAGCCAUCAUCGCAGAGGAUGGUCUGCUGGGCGCGGUUGACGAGUUGACCCGCAAAGUGGAACGGCCCCCAACAGUGAAGAGCCUGCGAGGCAUUCGAGUUGCGCUUGCCAUUAUAGAGCGUGAAUUGGACGAGGAAGAUGAAUAUGACGUACUGGAAGAGUUCUGGAAGGAAGGUUCACGAGGAUGUCUAGCUUGCCUCGUCGAUGCGUUCCUCGAGGUUAGCGAAGAGCUAGAAAAGCACUUCACACUGUUUCCCCCUCCGCCAGCACCCAGUGGCCUGCUUGCAUGGCUCUUCCACACCUGCAACGACCUUCUUCGACUGAUCAUACGACUCGUGCCCGACUAUCCUCUUCCCGGACGAGCGGUUCGUUCCCUCACAAUUAGCGCUGCCAACGUUUUCUUUUGCAGUGACGCGGUCGACAUGCUCUACUCACAAUUAAGCCCACUGUGCAUCGCUGCGCAGGAGAUUAGACGAACAUGUAUCAGCCUUACUCGGGUUUUAGCCAACAUUUCACAUGAUGGAAACAAGGCAGGAGCUCAAGUGGUGCUGCGAACACUACUGGAGCACGGUUUGCAAAGCGAGGAGCGAGAUCCAGCGCAUCACUUGUUGCAGGUUUUUGGUCUCAUUGACUACCUACUCCCGAUGCCUGACACAGACGACACAUCGACUAUGUGGACACAGAAAGUGAUGCCAAACGUCCUGAAAGAGAUGUGGGCUUUCUGUCGUGUUCUGGAUACGGAGAAUAGAGCACAUCUUGUGAGACGUCUUGUGGGUUUAGAUGAUGGGGUGGUCGGCAUCGGCGAUUGGAUAUUACAGGAAGAGCUCAACGAGGUGUUGCAAACCUUAUAUCGGCUUCUGAAUCCCAAUCUUGGUGCCAACUAUCGCUUUGUCAAGCAAUAUCAGGUCGCAAAUUCCAUUCGCUUCCUACUUGAUCUCGCCUCGAGUAGUGCUAGCAUUUCAGCAUGGUUUAUUCGAUGCAUCGGUUCCGGUGAUGACCUUGCACCUGCCUUUGCAGCCUUUCUUCGGGCCAUCCUCGACGCGAAUCUCAUGUGCCAACCACUUGUACAGCUCGCACAAAGUCUGGCUUCGCACUCGUCAAUUGAUCAGGAACUGUGUCAACCACUGACAUUAACCCUGCUCAGAGGGUGCUGGACAGCAGAUCUAUCAUCCACCGACCUGGCAUCAGCCCUUCAUUCCGCAACACAGAUCAUUUCCGCUUUACCGUUUGAGGACAUCAGCCUGGAGAGAAUCACACUGGAACUGGGAGCACUUGUAUCUAGCCUGGAAGAUUCGCCACACACGACUGAUCCAUCAGUUGUGGAGGCUGUUACCGAGUUUUUGGACUGGUUCGCCGCAACAUCUCGUCCGCUAACACUACCAGGAUUCUCUCGGCAAGCAUUCUCCGCUGUGUGUGAUCAGCUAACAUCGUCUCUUAACGCGGAACAAAAAGAAGUGCUGGAUGCUAUCCAAGCAUCCCUCGAGUUCACCGAUGAUUCCGAGGUUCCGCCAGCGCCCACAAUACUCCCCGACUCUGUGAAACUCAGCAUCCAUGAUGUGGAAGAACUUCUGCAUACGGAGUUACCCAUACCGUCUACCCCUCCUCGAAAAGCAUUGGCCCAGGACGUUCUCAGCCUUGUCACUGUCUCACCUCCCACCGCCCUCAUCCGCUCUCCAGCAGCCACUGGUCUCACGAAGACAUAUUCUAACAACGAUUUCAGGCAAUUGCGCCAGACGCCUUCAGCGCGACAAAACACAAGCAGGCUUCCUAGCAUGCAUGUGGACGAUUUUCAAACCGUUUCACCUUCGACGUCGAUGGCACCUUUGCCAUCGUUGCCGCUGCCUGUCAUGGGGCCAAGUUCACCCAUGGCUAACACAAUGUCAAUACCUUUCGCACCUGCGCCGGAAGUCUUUCCAGGGUUAAAUCAAGGUUUUCAGCCACUGUGAUGGACGUUAUUUUCGUGAGGGAAAGGUAAGUGUACAAUUAUAAGAGAUGAUGAUGUAGCAAUACAUAGCAUGGACAACUGUAUGAUAGCGAAAUGCUAGAGAAAUGUAGCUGUAGAUGCAACAAGAGAAUGUGUGUACAUAAUAUGUAUAUUGUAGGGUUCUCUCCUUUUGUCGGGAUAUCUAUGGGGUUGUUUGAAUACUAGCUAGUGAUUGGUCGUGAAGUGGGAGGGAAACGCGAGUGAGUGAAAAUGAAAUGCUAG
This is a messenger RNA of Somion occarium, 4048 nucleotides long. The record is from the annotation of a GenBank genome assembly. NCBI's taxonomy places the organism in Eukaryota, Fungi, Basidiomycota, Agaricomycetes, Polyporales, Cerrenaceae.